Cololabis saira (Pacific saury) is the source of this 1039-nucleotide messenger RNA. It is a transcript of the gene mustn1b, whose product is annotated as musculoskeletal, embryonic nuclear protein 1b. The record is from RefSeq and is a predicted model, not a curated record. The transcript has 3 exons. Gene Ontology annotation, cellular component: nucleus. Bases 130 to 375 code for a protein of 81 amino acids. Gene Ontology annotation, biological process: chondrocyte differentiation; tissue regeneration; chondrocyte proliferation. Lineage: Eukaryota; Metazoa; Chordata; Actinopteri; Beloniformes; Belonidae.
AUGACUCACUGGGUACAGACUAGGACUAUAUAUAAUGUCACAGUUGAUAGAGACAAAGAGAAUAAAAUAACCAGCAAACGAAAUAUACUGGAAACAGUCUUUGGGAUCAGCUGAUAAACUUUACUAACCAUGUCAGAGCCAGGCAAGGUAAAAAAGAAGCGCCCAGUGAUGAAGGCGGAGGACCUGAAAGGAGCUCGCAGUAAACUGGGGCUGAAGGGCGAGGUGAAGAGUAAGACCUAUGAGGUCAUGGUGGAGUGUGAGCGUAUGGGGAAAGUGGCUCCGUCUGUGUUCAGCAAUGUGAAGACCGGAGCUGAGACGGUCCUCUCCAAGCCUGCUGCUGCCAAAGACCCCGGAGCCAGUGUGUUUAGCAAGUAAUCACACUGCAAGAUGGAGAAGAGACAGCACUGAACUGACUGAAGAACAUACUCUGUGGAACUUUCUUUCAGAUGUAUUAGUGGACAAUGAUUAUGUAUGAUGAUGAAUGAUGGUGCAUGUAAAGGGUUUCUGAUAUAUAAGAGAAGUGGAUGAGCUAGUUUUGUGCUAGUUUGAAUAGUUUUAAUAUUACUGUUGUGCAUGCUGUGCUAUGCUUUUUUUGUACUUGACCAUUUUCUGAGUGAAUUAUUUUCCUUCAAAGGUUAAAGUUCAGAGUUGGAUUGUUAGAUAUAUCAGUCAUUCUACGGAAACAGCAGCAAGUACUACCAUUUAAUUUUAAAGAUACACACAAUCCUUUAUAUUGGCAUUACUGAUUUAAUAUAUAUAAUUUAGUAGAAUUUCAAUAAAUAAGUAGUGUUGAAAUGUUCCAGUGUAGGCAAUGAACAAACACAAACAUGAUCAAAGUCCAAAGUGGCAGCAAAAUUGCUGGUCAAAGUAACACACCUGAAGGUACAGUAUGACAACUCUUGAGUAACAAACAAAUAAACAACAGGUGUGGAGUACCUACAGCAGCUAUGUGGAGGUAUUGUACCAUAUUUAACUUUAACUUGCAAGAAAUAUUUUUGUUCAUAAUGUCUGUAAAGAAAUAAAAGUUUAUCAAAAAAUA